GGUGCGCGCCUCCCCUUCCCCGCAGGCCCGGCCGCCCCUGAAUGAUCCGGCCCGGCAUCCCCCGCGCGCCGCCGCUCGGCCCGGGCCUCCCUCGCGUCCGCCUCCGCCUCCGCCAUGGCGUUCACGUUCGCCGCCUUCUGCUACAUGCUGGCCCUGCUCCUCACCGCCGCCCUCAUCUUCUUCGCCAUCUGGCAUAUUAUAGCUUUCGAUGAAUUGAAGACCGACUACAAGAAUCCCAUAGACCAGUGUAAUACGCUCAACCCUCUUGUCCUUCCCGAGUAUCUCAUCCACGCGUUCUUCUGUGUUAUGUUUCUGUGUGCGACAGAGUGGCUUACGCUGAGUCUCAAUAUGCCAUUGUUGGGUUAUCAUAUUUGGAGGUACAUGAGCAGGCCUGUGAUGAGUGGACCUGGACUGUAUGACCCUACAACCAUCAUGAAUGCAGAUAUUUUAGCAUAUUGCCAGAAGGAGGGGUGGUGCAAACUAGCAUUUUACCUUCUAUCCUUUUUUUACUACCUAUAUGGCAUGAUUUAUGUGUUGGUGAGCUCUUAAAAAAAUGAUGCCCAGCGGACUUGGUUCCAGCGAAGCGCAUGCAGAAAAGCCACAAGAUGCAGGAUUAUUUUCCAAGAAGAAUCUUGUUAUCAAGAUUUAAAAGGGGAAUUAGAGGAUCACAGUUGUGAUGGGGGAAAAUAACCAAUUCCCUUUCUCCCUCCCUCCUUCCUUCCUCAAAAACACGUCUACACUUUAAUACUCAUGGAAAGACUGUUUUUUUUUAAAUGCUGGAAUGUUUAAAAUUACAAAAAUUACAUAAAUUAAUGUAAAGCAGCUGCCCCUGGCGUUGAGUAGUUUUGACCCUACAGUCCAUAAGGAACAGCCGUACCUUCAAAAUAAUUGUUCAUUUUGCUGUCCUUGUUUAUUUUUGUUUUCUGGACUUUUACAGUGGCCCGUUUUGGUUAUGGACUUCCGUCUAGUUGUAGGCGCCAGUGCUUCUGAUGAACGUAAUGCUUUUCUGUAUGUUCUCUCUUAGGUAACGUCUGUGUGUCUUAUAGAUGAAUACAUUACAACUGCAGGAAAAAUUGUAGUUCAGGAUUUUUUAAAACUCUUUGGAUAUUGUCUCCCUAUAAAGCACAUGGCUCAGACUUUUCCAUAUUUACAAGACAGUGUACCUCUGGGUAGUAGAAGAUUUCUGACAAGGGGAGGUCUGACGCUCGAAAGCUCAGACCCAGGAAAUCCAGUUGGUCUUCAAGGUGCUACUGGCCCUGAAUCUUGCUCCUCUGUAAAAGUAGUACGCUCUGACAGCGCUUUUCAAUUUUUUUGUUUAAGGGGAAAGAUGUGCUGCAGUCUCAAAACUUCCAUCCAACCUGGAUCAAAUGCACUGGAUCAAAUGCAGUAAUAAAAAUAGCUUUGUGAGUUUGCUGGUAGCAGUGCAGGCGUGUUGAGGCCCUGGGCAAAUACUCCUGUUGUUCCCUAGUGCAACGCAAUAAAAACCUCCACGUCAAUGAA
Messenger RNA from Eublepharis macularius, 1500 nucleotides. It is a transcript of the gene CNIH1, whose product is annotated as cornichon family AMPA receptor auxiliary protein 1. The coding region runs from base 115 to 549 and encodes 144 amino acids. The record is from RefSeq and is a predicted model, not a curated record. The transcript is spliced from 5 exons. Lineage: Eukaryota; Metazoa; Chordata; Lepidosauria; Squamata; Eublepharidae. Gene Ontology annotation, biological process: vesicle-mediated transport.